Molecule: messenger RNA, 2831 nt
Organism: Diabrotica virgifera virgifera (western corn rootworm)
Lineage: Eukaryota; Metazoa; Arthropoda; Insecta; Coleoptera; Chrysomelidae
Product: mucin-4
Exons: 4
Coding region: 127-2733 (868 amino acids)
Source: RefSeq, a predicted model, not a curated record
UGGGUAGGGAAAGCGCUCCAUUAUUAUUGGUAUGAUAAAAUAGAUAAAAAUUGUUGUUAUAAAUUGCUAAGCAAAUAUUUGAAUGAUUAUUAUUGUCGAUUGGAAUCAAUUAUUACAAAGCCAAAAAUGAAGCUAACAGGUGUAUGUUUUUUAAUCGUGGCUUUUUGCGCUAUCAACGCAUUAGCAAGCCCUUCCGAUCCGGAUGAUCCAUCACCAGAUGAACAAACUAAUGCACCAUCUGUUUCAACAUCAGAUUCUCCACCUGACACAGUAACUGAUUCAUCAUCUACUGCACCUACAGAUUCUACACCUGACCCAGCAACUGAUUCAUCAUCUACUGCACCUACAGAUUCUCCACCUAACCCAGCAACUGAUUCAUCAUCUACUGCACCUACAGAUUCUUCACCUGACCCAGCAACUGAUUCAUCAUCUACUGCACCUACAGAUUCUACACCUGACCCAGCAACUGAUUCAUCAUCUACUGCACCUACAGAUUCUCCACCUGACCCAGCAACUGAUUCCGCAUCUACUGCACCUACAGAUUCUCCACCUGAGCCAGUAACUGAUUCAUCAUCUACUGCACCUACAGAUUCUCCACCUGACCCAGCAACUGAUCCAUCAUCCACUGCACCUACUGAUUCUCCACCUGAGCCAGUAACAGAUUCAUCAUCUACUGCACCUACAGAUUCUCCACCUGACCCAGCUACUGAUUCAUCAUCUACUGCACCUACAGAUUCUUCACCUGAGCCAGUAACUGAUUCAUCAUCUACUGCACCUACAGAUUCUCCACCUGACCCAGCAACUGAUCCAUCAUCUACUGCACCUACAGAUUCUACAUCUGAGCCAGUAACAGAUUCAUCAUCUACUGCACCUACAGAUUCUCCACCUGACCCAGCAACUGAUUCAUCAUCUACAGCACCUACAAAUUCUCCACCUGAGCCAGUAACAGAUUCAUCAUCUACUGCACCUACAGAUUCUCCACCUGGCCCAGCUACUGAUUCAUCAUCUACUGCACCUACAGAUUCUUCACCUGAGCCAGUAACUGAUUCAUCAUCUACUGCACCUACAGAUUCUCCACCUGACCCAGCAACUGAUCCAUCAUCUACUGCACCUACAGAUUCUACAUCUGAGCCAGUAACAGAUUCAUCAUCUACUGCACCUACAGAUUCUCCACCUGACCCAGCAACUGAUUCAUCAUCUACAGCACCUACAAAUUCUCCACCUGAGCCAGUAACAGAUUCAUCAUCUACUGCACCUACAGAUUCUCCACCUGGCCCAGCUACUGAUUCAUCAUCUACUGCACCUACAGAUUCUUCACCUGAGCCAGUAACUGAUUCAUCAUCUACUGCACCUACAGAUUCUCCACCUGACCCAGCAACUGAUUCAUCAUCUACAGCACCUACAGAUUCUCCACCUGAGCCAGUAACAGAUUCAUCAUCUACUGCACCUACAGAUUCUCCACCUGAGCCAGUAACAGACUCAUCAUCUACUGCACCUACAGAUUCUCCACCUGAGCCAGUAACAGAUUCAUCAUCUACUGCACCUACAGAUUCUCCACCUGAGCCAGUAACAGAUUCAUCAUCUACUGCGCCUACAGAUUCUCCACCUGAUCCAGUAACAGAUUCAUCAUCUACUGCACCUACAGAUUCUCCACCUGACCCAGCAACUGAUCCAUCAUCUACUGCACCUACAGAUACUCCACCUGAGCCAGUAACAGAUUCAUCAUCUACUGCACCUACAUAUUCUCCACCUGAGCCAAUAACAGAUUCAUCAUCUACUGCACCUACAGAUUCUCCACCUGAGCCAGUAACAGAUUCAUCAUCUACAGCACCUACAGAUUCUCCACCUGAGCCAGUAACAGAUUCAUCAUCUACUGCACCUACCGAUUCUCCACCUGACCCAGCAACUGAUCCAUCAUCUACUGCACCUACAGAUUCUCCACCAGAGCCAGUAACAGAUUCAUCAUCUACUGCACCUACAGAUUCUCCACCUGACCCAGCAACUGAUUCAUCAUCUACAGCACCUACAGAUUCUCCACCUGAGCCAGUAACAUAUUCAUCAUCUACUGCACCUACAGAUUCUCCACCUGAGCCAGUAACAGAUUCAUCAUCUACUGCACCUACAGAUUCUCCACCUGAGCCAGUAACAGAUUCAUCAUCUACUGCACCUACAGAUUCUCCACCUAAGCCAGUAACAGAUUCAUCAUCUACUGCUCCUACAGAUUCUCCACCUGAGCCAGUAACUGAUUCAUCAUCUACUGCACCUACAGAUUCUCCACCUGACCCAGCAACUGAUUCAUCAUCUACUGCACCUACAGAUUCUCCACCUGAGCCAGUAACAGAUUCAUCACCUACUGCACCUACAGAUUCUCCACCUGACCCAGCAACUGAUUCAUCAUCUACUGCACCUACAGAUUCUCCACCUGACCCAGCAACUGAUUCAUCAUCUACUGCACCUACAGAUUCUCCACCUGAGCCAGUAACUGAUUCAUCAUCUGUUUCACCUACAGAUUCUCCACCUGAGCCAGCAACGGAUUCAUCAUCUGCUUCACCUACAGAUUAUCCAUCUGACUCAACAACUGCUUCCUCUGGUUCAUCAACAGAUUUAUCAAGUGACUCAACUGGUGCAACACCUGAGUCAACUACGAAAGGUUCAGCUGCAAGUUUAUUUGCAGGCACGAAUUAUUUGAUGGCUACAUUUGUUAUUGUGAUUAUAAAUUACUUCUUAAUCUAAGUUAGAUCAAUUUUAAAUAUUUUUGUAUCUAUGCACGAUUGUAAAUAAAUAUGGCUGUAAAGUGCAUUCGAAUAAAAUUUUAAUUUUUGUAGUAUUAA